Trichomycterus rosablanca is the source of this 2344-nucleotide messenger RNA. It is a transcript of the gene trim9, whose product is annotated as tripartite motif containing 9. The coding region runs from base 80 to 2278 and encodes 732 amino acids. Gene Ontology annotation, cellular component: cytoplasm. Gene Ontology annotation, molecular function: protein binding; zinc ion binding. The transcript is spliced from 11 exons. NCBI's taxonomy places the organism in Eukaryota, Metazoa, Chordata, Actinopteri, Siluriformes, Trichomycteridae. The record is from RefSeq and is a predicted model, not a curated record.
GACGACCUGAGGAAGGAGGGAAGCUGGUUGUAUUUUAGAUCUAUCGCUGUAAACACAUUAAUUAAUUACUCUAGCAAAAAUGGACGAAAUGGAAGAGGAGCUUAAAUGCCCGGUGUGCGGCUCUUUUUAUCGCGAGCCCAUCAUCUUACCGUGUUCACACAACAUCUGCCUUGCCUGCGCCCGGAACAUCCUGGUGCAAACGCCGGACGCUGAAUCUCCACAGGGCGGUCGCCCCCCCAGCUCCGCACCGUCUGAUUACGACUACCUGGACCUGGAUAAAAUGAGUCUUUACAGCGAAUCAGACAGCGGUUACGGCUCCUACGGCGGCUUCGCGAGUGCACCCACCACACCUUGCCAGAAGUCACCAAACGGAGUGCGGGUGUUCCCUCCGGCCGCUAUGCCCGCAGUGGCACCGCAGACUCACCAUCAGCUGCUCGCGCCGCCCGGAGGUUUACCACCGAUCCCCCGCAACGCCUGUCUCACCUGCCCGCAGUGUCACCGCAGCCUGACCCUUGACGAGCGCGGACUGCGCGGCUUCGCCAAAAACCGAGUGUUAGAAGCGGUCGUGGACCGCUAUCAGCAGAGCAAAGAGGCCGCGCUCCGCUGCCAGCUGUGUGAGAAAAGUCCACGGGAAGCGACAGCCAUGUGUGAGCAGUGCGACGUGUUUUACUGCGACCCGUGCCGCCUGCGCUGCCACCCGCCUCGCGGUCCCCUCGCCAAGCAUCGCUUAGUACCACCCGCACAGGGACGCAUCAGCCGGAGAACCAGUCCGCGCAAAACCUCUACCUGCACCGAGCACGAUCUGGAGAACCUCAGCAUGUACUGUGUGCAGUGUAAGACUCCAGUGUGCUACCAGUGCCUGGAAGAGGGCAAACAUUCAGCACAUGAGGUCAAGGCUCUUGGGGCAAUGUGGAAGCUGCACAAGGGGCAGCUGUCACAGGCACUGAACGUUCUGUCUGAUCGAGCCACUGAGGCCAAAGAGUUCCUUGUUCAGCUCAGAAACAUGGUGCAGCACAUACAGGAGAAUGGAGUUGAAUUUGAAGCUUGCUUGGUUGCUCAGUGUGACGCCCUGAUUGAUGCUUUGAACCGCAGAAAAGCACAGCUACUGACCAGAGUGACCAAAGAGCAUGAGCACAAGCUUUUGGUGGUGCGUGAUCAGAUCUCUCACUGUACAGUAAAGUUAAGGCAAACGACAGGCUUGAUGGAGUACUGCAUGGAAGUCAUCAAAGAGAACGACCCCAGUGGUUUCCUACAGAUCUCUGAUGCUCUGAUUCGCCGGGUACAUAUGACAGAAGGUCAGUGGGGUAAAGGAACACUCACGCCACGUAUGACCAGUGACUUUGACCUGACGCUGGACAGCGGUCCACUGCUACAGACCAUCCACCAGCUGGACUUUGUACAGAUGAAAGUUCCUGCAGCUCCAAUCCUGCAGCUGGAGGAGUGCUGUACUCAAACCAACAGUGCCACUCUUUCAUGGAAGCAGCCUCCUCUGUCCACCAUUGUUGUGGACGGCUACAUACUAGAGCUGGACGAUGGCAAUGGAGGACAGUUUAGGGAAGUUUACGUUGGCGCGGAGACAAUAUGCACGGUGGACGGACUGCACUUCAACAGCGCAUAUAGGUCUCGUGUUAAAGCCUUUAAUACCAGUGGUGUGGGGCAGUACAGCAAGACCUUGGUCAUGCAGACCUCUGAGACUGGACUUGCCUCAUGUGAUAUUAACGCUCUAGCUACAGUUGCCUGGUUCAUUUUUGACCCUGUAUCAGCCCAUCCGGACAUCAUACUAUCCAAUGACAACCUAACAGUCACAUGUAACAGUUAUGAUGACCGGGUUAUCAUGGGAAACACACCCUUCUCCCGUGGUGUACAUUACUGGGAGAUGACCAUCGACCGCUACGACAACCAUCCAGACCCUGCGUUUGGGAUUGCUCGGGCUGAUGUGCUGAAGGAUGUCAUGUUGGGAAAGGACGAUAAGGCCUGGGCGAUGUAUGUGGACAACAACCGCUCCUGGUUCAUGCACAACAACUCACACACUAACAGGACGGAUGGAGGGAUAGGUAAAGGAGCAACAGUGGGUGUUCUGUUGGAUUUCACCCGAGGGAUUUUGUUGUUUCUUAUUAAUGAUGAGCAGCAAGGUCCUGUGGCCUUCGACUCACUGGAGGGUCUUUACUACCCCACCAUCAGCCUCAACCGCAAUGUCCAGGUGACUCUUCACACUGGGCUGCCCAUUCCAGACUUCUACACUAUAGGAGAGUCAGAUCCUUCAGGCUCUGUCUGCUGAAGAACCACCUAAACUCGCACCACACCACACACACACAAUACAAACAAGAUAAGUGGAUACUAUUCC